Corythoichthys intestinalis (scribbled pipefish) is the source of this 8013-nucleotide messenger RNA. RefSeq names its product NADH dehydrogenase [ubiquinone] flavoprotein 1, mitochondrial-like. The transcript has 10 exons. Gene Ontology annotation, molecular function: FMN binding; NADH dehydrogenase (ubiquinone) activity; 4 iron, 4 sulfur cluster binding. Gene Ontology annotation, biological process: mitochondrial electron transport, NADH to ubiquinone. Lineage: Eukaryota; Metazoa; Chordata; Actinopteri; Syngnathiformes; Syngnathidae. The record is from RefSeq and is a predicted model, not a curated record. The coding region runs from base 135 to 1532 and encodes 465 amino acids.
UGACGUAAACGCCUUUAAUCUUCUUACGCUAAUGAGCAGAAGAAGCCACCUUUCGCUAACUUUCGUCUUUGGCUUUUGUAGUCAAGUAAGUGUAAAAAAAAUACACAAAUUGAACAAGUGAAAAAUUCUUCAGAAUGUUAAUUUCCCGAAAAUUGUGGACUACCUUGAGGCGUCACGUGACCUACUGUACUACAGUUCAGUCUCAGCCAAAAAAGAGCAAGUUUGGACCUCUAAACGACGAAGACCGAAUUUUCACGAAUUUAUAUGGCCGACAUGACUGGAGUCUGAAAGGAGCCCUGAGGCGAGGUGACUGGUACAAAACCAAGGAAAUUCUCCUCAAAGGACCCGACUGGAUCAUCAGUGAGGUAAAGACGUCCGGCCUGAGGGGCCGAGGUGGGGCUGGAUUUCCCAGCGGUAUGAAGUGGAGCUUCAUGAAUAAACCAAGUGAUGGCAGGCCCAAGUACUUGGUGGUGAACGCAGACGAAGGCGAACCCGGCACCUGUAAAGACCGUGAGAUCAUGCGUCACGACCCGCACAAGUUGCUGGAGGGUUGCCUGAUUGCGGGGAGGGCUAUGGGCGCCAGGGCUGCGUACAUCUACAUUAGAGGGGAGUUCUACAAUGAGUCCUCCAAUGUUCAGAUGGCGAUCAACGAGGCCUACAAAGCCAAGCUCAUCGGGAGGAACGCGUGUAGCUCCGGGUACGACUUUGACGUGUUUGUCAUGCGGGGUGCCGGCGCUUACAUUUGCGGGGAAGAGACGGCGCUCAUCGAGUCGCUGGAGGGCAAACAAGGAAAGCCGCGACUCAAACCACCUUUUCCUGCAGACAUAGGAGUAUUUGGGUGCCCGACGACUGUUUCCAAUGUGGAGACGAUCGCCGUGGCACCUGCCAUAUGUCGCAGGGGCGGAGCUUGGUUCGCCAGCUUUGGCAGGGAGAGGAACUCUGGAACCAAGCUGUUCAACAUCUCGGGCCACGUGAACACACCUUGCACUGUGGAGGAAGAGAUGUCCAUCCCACUCAGGGAGCUGAUUGAAAGGCACGCAGGAGGAGUGAAGGGUGGCUGGGACAACCUACUAGGGGUGAUCCCCGGGGGUUCGUCCACUCCCAUCAUCCCCCGGCAUGUGUGCGAUGACGUGUUGAUGGAUUUCGAUGACCUCGUGCGGGCAGAAAGCGCCCUCGGCACAGCCGCUGUUAUCGUCAUGGAUCAGUCGACGGACGUGAUUCGAGCCAUCGCGCGUCUGAUCGAGUUCUACAAGCACGAAAGCUGCGGCCAGUGCACGCCUUGCAGAGAGGGCGUGGACUGGAUGAACGGAAUGAUGUGGAGAUUCGUGCGAGGCAAAGCUGCCAAUUCCGAAAUUGACAUGAUCUGGGAGCUGAGCAAGCAGAUAGAAGGACACACCAUUUGUGCUCUGGGGGACGGAGCCGCGUGGCCUGUGCAGGGACUGAUUCGCCAUUUUCGUCCAGAGAUGGAGGCACGCAUCGCUCAGCAUAACAAGAAAAAUGCUCCGAGGCAAACGGAAAUUGAGAUGAUCUGAAACCAAGUACUUUAUUGUUGAAAUUCUUUUUAAGUACUGAAAGUAUUAAAGUAUGCAAAUGAGGCAUUUCUUACACCCCUGAUAAUGGAAGAAAAAAUUUCUAACCCUUUCCUGCACGAAUUACGACUGGUCGUUGUGGCCUUAAAGUGCCUGUGACACAAAAAAAGCAUGCUUUUCAUAUUACACGCGGUAUUUUAUGCUACUGAAUGAAAUGGACCGCUUGGAUGUGUGUGGAAGCAAUCGAUGUAUUUAUUCCAUUUUUUAAAUCCCGCGCUACAAAAAUGAUGACCUCCGGCCACUGUCUCGGAUUGAAGAAGAAGGCGAAUGUGACGUCAGCAGACUAACAAGCUUCAGGACCCCGGCUCUCGAUUGUGUCCAGACUUCCAGGCCCCUCGGUCCUCUUCGUGGCUUGGGCUCGGGCAGCCACGCGCUCCGACAUCGGCCGAUUUGUCCACUGAGAAUGUGCCAUUUUCGUUCAUUCCCUUCUGCAUCCCGGUGACCAGCACUGCCUGCCUGCCAGGGCUACAGCAGAACGACAAGCCGAAACUUGCUUGCUGCCAGCGGCUGGCCAAUCGGAAAAGACUAUCAACCCCACCACUGUGUGUGACAUGAGUCGGGGUAGUUUUGUGUGAUUUCUCGUUUUCGAAAGAUGAGGAAAAGGCUUGGAAAGCAGCUCGGUUUGAUUUAGCAUGUUGCCUAGCUGUCAUGCCUUCUGUUUUGUUUACGCUCUUUCCUCUGUCAUCGAAGCCGGGAAACUCUUCCUCUGUCUCCGAAGCCGGGAAAUGACAAAAGCCGGACUAACUCCAGUGGCAUAAAAUACCGUUCGGGAGGUUUAAGAAGUCGGCAGUUUUGACCAAUAUGCAGUAAUUUUGCCUUGUCGUACUGAGUAAAUGCAUUUUUUAAUAUUUCAUAUUCCAUUUAGCACAAUACUGUUAUUUGUCAUGACCAUACCAUUUAUUUAGCAAUUGGGGAAAAAUACUUAGAUAAAAAGAAUAUCCUGUAAAAAUAUUGGAGAUUGAAACAAUGAUGACAUUUUGCUGCUCUCUUAAUUGGGCUGGAUUCAAAAUAAGCUGAAAUUGUUACUCUGCUGACAUCAUCACCCAGCUGGAGGCUCUAGAGCACUAUAAUGACAGGUGGGCUAAAUGGCAGAUUAAAAAACAAAUUUCUCAUCAUCUGCGGUUUGCCCAAUUUUUGUUUAUAGUCGAAUUGUCUCAAAAUAUUUUAAUUCACAUAAAAAUGCUAUUUAAGACUUUAUGUCCUGUCUCAGGCACUUGAAAUCAUUGGUCAUAGUCCAUUUUGACUGGAUCGUUCAUUUGGAUUGGACAAUUCUGCAUAGUUUGAAGAAACACUCGGGAAUUUUAUUUUUAUUUGCAUUUCAUGCUCUAGCAAGUGUAGUCUUAGCAAGCCAAAAUAAAUACUAUGCCAAGCAUAAACACUUAUUUCAUAUAUCCUAAAAUUUAUUCUGCAACGCAAUAAAUCUUCAUAAUCCCAAUACUCGAACUAACUACUUGAUAGAUUUAUAGAUCACCUAAAUAAUCGAUAGUUCUUAACUCUUUACCAUUGUUGGCAACAGAAGUCCAAUCCAUUUUGGCUGAGAGGCCUGGCAGUGAAUGAUUGCCAUAUUAAUGACACACACACACAAAAUAACAGGCGGUUUAAUUUAAGAUGCUUUAUUUAAGCAAUACAUUAGUCUGAUUUUACAACAUAACUUCAAAAACUGUUCAUCCAACAAAGUAGGGUCCAUGUUUUUUUUUUUUCACAAAGACAAUAUAUUCCAAUUUUCGCAAUCUGUCAUUGUUCAUGUGACCAUCCAAUCAUGUCAGUCCUAAAAUUCAACUGUACAGAUUUAUGCUCACCAAAAAAAAAAAAAAAAAAAAAACAGCUACAAGUCGUCCAUGCGUAUUUUCACGGCGCCAUCCAGAAGGGCAUGGACUGCUGUGACUGCGCUUUAGCUCGAGGCGGAGGCGGGGGUGGGCAGCGGUACCCCUGAAUCCAUUCUAAGGAGGCCGACGGUGAGCCCCCCGGGUUACCUGACCCUGAGGCUUUGGCGCUCGGGUGGUCUUCCUCUUCGUCAGAAGAGUCGCCGGCGUAUGCAACCAAGCCUGUUUUUAGUCUCUUUCCUGCAGGUUCUGCUGGGGAAAUUCAGGGAAAGAAAAAGACAAGACAAGAAAAAAACAGCAGCAACAACAUUUCAAAACAAUCCAAAAUCGGAAGAAACACAUUAGUACGGCAGAGAACGGGCGGGGCAUCCCAGAGCCGCCAUUGGUUGGUUGGGGGGGCGUCCAAUGGCGCGGCAGGAUGGCGUCAAAGCGGCGUUACCCCCCGCCCCCCAGGGGUGACAUGGAAGAGAAGGAAAAACAGAGAAAAAAGAGAAAACACAAAAACAGGAGAGAGGCUCGUUAGUGAGGGAGGCCAACACGGCACAGGGAUGAUGAUGUCAUCAGAAUGAGACAAGAGACUGGAGCUAUUUGGAGGUUUUUAGGCACUGCGGGAGAAUCCUGGAAGAGUCAUCGAUAUCGUCAACGCUUUGCUGAGGUUGAUCCGUUGCAGACAUUUUUAAAUUUUAAGUAAAAUUACUGAAGUGGGGGGGGGGAGAAAUUAAACUUUUCCUGACAGGGGGAUUUGAAAUGUGAUGUAAUGUACUUACCCACAGGGCCUUGAAGUGGCCUUCUCUCCUCCAUCUUAGGUCUGGCGCCAUUUACGGGAAUCAUCGGUGGAGGCAUUAGCUGCCGACUGGAGAAAACAAACAGCCAAUUUCAAGUACAAUACAUUUGCAUUUGAUCUUUGACAAAAAUCACAUCAUGUUAAUUGGUGCAUUGAGUAAAAUUUCUGAAAUAAUGCAUGUCUACUGAAAAAAAAAAAAAAAAAAAAAAUGCUACCGUAAAAUUAAGUGUAGCACGGUACCAAAAUUAUACAUAACAAUUAUAAUAGCAAAUAAAAAUGGUGUUUGUGUUUUUAAAAAUGAUUUAAAACAAUAGUAUUCAAUUAUUACAAUUUGUCAAAAAGUGAUUUGUAAAGAAAAAAUCCAUUAAAAAAAACUAAAAUUGCCGAAAUUAAAAGAAUUUGAAAGUGUACAGUAAAAUAUGAACUACUGUUAUGUGUAAUAUGGAAAAAAGGGAAGAGGAAAAAUAAUUCUAAAAGAUAAACAGUUAUCCCUCGCUAUUUCGCGGCUCAACUUUUGCAUCUUGGUGCAUCCAUGAUUUUUUAAUCUUGUUAUAAGUAAGAGUUCUAAAAACAUUUAUGUACACUUUUUCAUAUCUAUGUCUGUAUGCACAAUUACACACACGUAUCGUGAGUGAGAGAUUGAAUAUACAGUACGUAUUUUAUUUAUUCAUACAUUAUUUUAUGUAUAUUUUUAUAUUUAUAUGAAUAUAUAAUACGUAUUUAUAAUAUUUAUACAUUAUUCUAUGUAUGAUAUUUACAUUAUUAAUAUCUUCAUGUUUCAAACUAUUCUUUCAAAUUCUAAUGAUGACGUAUGCAUUUAUAGGGUUUUAUAUAGAGCUAUUGAUAUAAUACUAUUAUAUACACAAAAUAAAUGUAAACGGUCAGUUCUGGUUCCUAAUAACAGCGAUAAGUGAGGGAUCACUGUAGAUGCAUAGACUUCACCAUCAGUUGACAAGACAGCUCCUACAGACUAUGUGUAACGGCCUCCCGGAGGAGGCAGAGCGCCGCGGCAGCUUUCACUGUGAUAAACUCGCUGCGUUCUAAUGCCGGAUUUAGGUGGAAACAGGACGAAAAUUUUAAUGCAUUCAAGCAGGCCGGAGUGUCUCGAGAGUGGUUUGGUCGAGGAUUCAAGUUGAUUAAAAUGAAUGGGAAAAAAAUUGCUUAACUUUAGCUUGAAAUAUUUACUUAAAAUGAAUGAUAACUGCCCGUUUUUUUGCUUUGAACCAAGAUUCUAGACUGUCUACGUUCAUAUCUAUAGAAAUUCCGGGAUUUACGCAUUUGUUUACAAAAAUUUUCAACUUAAAAAGGUCAUUGUUUUGUGAUGGCCGCUAGGUUGGAUUUUGUAUCCAUACACAAUAGCGUAACUUUACAUUCAGAUAAAUCAGGUAAUUUUUAGCCAAAUGCCCAUUUUUUCAGAAAAAAUAAAAAAAAGUUUUUCAGACUUUUUGCGCCCAUACAAAAAAAAUCGGCUUUAACGCGUUUUAUUUUAUAACAUUUCAAUCUAAAAACGACGAGAACCAGAUAGCCAUCAAGACGUGCUGAGGCAAUAGUGACAUCGGAAUUCAACCUAAAUAAGUUGUAAUUGUAUGUAGAAAAAUGCAAAAUUUGCUCUUGUUGAGUAAAAUUAAGGUAACUGCAUACUUUCCUCAAGUAUUAAAUUUCUAAUGUGAAAAUUGAGUGAUUUAUUGAGAACUAACAUCAAAAUUGCACUAAAUAAAAAUGUAAGUUGUUAUUUUGUGCAAAAACUUAUAUAUGGCGGAAAACAGAUGACUUGAAGUUCCGCUCUGAGACCCCCAAUUUGGCCAAAUUUCAAAAUUGUCCAAUAUUCAUGUGUGAUACAUCAUUGGAAAGCUUAAAAUCUAAAUUUUCUGGGGGAAUAAAAAUUUUGAACAGGAGGGCAUUUAAAAAAUAAAUAAAUAAAAAAAAUAGCAAAGCCCUAACUGGCGGUGUGAGCACGGCGCGCGAGAGCAGGAUUAAAGACGCCAUGAUUUUAACGAGAUAUUAUCACAUACUUACCCUGUUUCAAUCCAAAAACUCUAUGUAGCAUAUAUCAUCGAGUGUCAAGACACAGAUGUGAAUGGCCAAAGCCAGGUUUUUGGGAGAUUUUAUGGGUGAAACAUGGUAAUAUAACAAGGGUCGCAGUGCAGAAAUCGCAGACAUCAAGGAGUGGUCUAGAUGUUCUUUUUCAUAUAUUUGCCCUUUUAAAUGUUUUUGUUUUUCUGUGUUUGGAUCAAUUAUUUAUCAUCUAACAUAUCGGGGAAAAUGUGACAGUAAAUAAAAAAAUUCCAAUUAAGGCAUAGUUAAGAGGUAGAUCUCCAUGACCUUUUUUAGAGACACCAUUUUUUUCAUUGUGACGUAAUUUGUUUAAAAGUUUUAAAAUAUGCGAGUGACUAAUAUUUUAAAGUUUGUUUUUUUUAAUGAAAUAUUAUACAUCAAUUAAUGAUUCUAAGCUAAAAAUGACAGACAUUUUGAAUAAGAAAUAUAAUUACUUAGCUUCUUUUUAUGGCUGGGUUGAAACAAAAGUGGUUGCGCAACGUCUGUAAACGGGAAUUUCCAGGGUAAAACGGACAAAUUAAAAAUAGUUUGGGGGCCUAAUGCGCCAUGAAUCCGCUAUGGCAGCAUAUAGACAUAUUGUUCUAUCAAACACAACAGUUCUUUUGGCUUUAAAAAACAGCAGUUUAUUUUAAAGAAGGGUGCAAGAGCAGAAACUGAUUUUUCAGUCUUGUCUGUGUUUUCCGCCAUAUGUUACAGUAAAUAUUGCUAAUGAUCCUGAAAAUAUAGGUGAUUAUCUCUGCAUUUGGUAAUUUUUUGCAUGUACUGUAAAAUCUGAGAAUUUUAUAGCCAUUUAAAGUUUUGUCAUACUUAUAUCAAAAAUAAUUAAUCAGGAUUUUUUUAGGGAACGACCUUGAAUUUUUUGAUGCCGCUGCUCAUCUAGACUCAUAUAUGCCUAAGGGAGGUGCCUGUUUUGGUUUUAGGUCGCUAGCGGCUUUGGUUUUGAAAAUAUUUGACUUUUUAAGUUUUGAAAAUAGGCCCCCUAUGGAGCAGCCCUGUGCCCUGUUUCCCAUCAACUAAUAGUGAAGUCUAUCGGAGAUUAAAAGAUUACAGAUUCUUAGAAUACUGCAUACCCGUCCCUCUCACUCGGCAGGCCCGAGGAACUCGUCACUGGGGGUCCUGCUGUCUCGGGGCUGCCAGCGGAGUAGCCUGCACCUAAAUUAGUCAUAUGAAUGGGUCCAUGCUAUGAGCAGAAAGACACACAGGCACCGUUAGCAGACAUUCUCAACAUGACGCGACUGGCCACAGUAUCAACUAAGUGUCAUUUUUGGCGUUUAUUACUUCUUACCGUGUGUGACCGAGAUUUUCCUGGGUCACAAUUUAAGACAUGACACAAUUUAAUACAUGUGUAUAGAUAUAUUUUACCACUACACAGGAUGUUUCGUCAGUAUUAUAAGGGAAAAACAAUAAAAAUAUAUCGAAAGUAACGAAUGACGCGUCGUAUGUGUCGCUUACCUGAUAGCCGAGAAGGUUACUGUCGCACUCGUCAGGUACUUCUUCAGUGAAGCGUCGUUUCUGCGCUGGAUUGGUCGUCAUCGACGGAGGAGGCAGAACUUUGGGCGGAGCCACAGCCGAUGGGACGUAGGUCACCGGGGGAACUGUCUGUGUUGAGAAAGGAAAUGCGUUGUAGCCGAAGUUUGGUGCCAAUAUAAUUUUACUUUUACCUGAACAACUGAAGCAGGAACAGGAGCAGGAACGGAAGAAAGAACAGGAGGCGGAAUAGGUGUCGGAAGAGGAGCUGUGACGGGCGGAGCCGGACAAAUAG